CAGCAUUUUGUGUCUUAAUAACAUUGAACGCAGCACGGUGCUUGUUGGCUGCACACAACGGCCGCCGCUUUUUGUCGCCAGUCCCAUUUGGCCGCUGCCGUGUCCUUGUCCUCUGACGUUACUCUUUAACUUGAUCCGCGUCCGGCUGAUUCAGGGAUUCCGAGGCACUCAGUCCUAUUCAGUGAUGUCUGCUCUGCAAUAACGUGCCUUUUGAAAGAUAAUCUGCAGAGCUCAUCUAUCCUCCUGCCAAGAAAAGGUCAUAGUGUUUGUGGGGAGUCCAGAACAUCCACGUCCUGCGCCUACUGAAGAUUCAUAACUGAGGAGAAAUGCCGGCUGCCAUCGGUGGCCCACAGGGCUAUACUCCUCCAGAGGGUGGUUGGGGCUGGAUGGUGGUGCUUGGAGCCUUCAUCUCUAUUGGCUUUUCUUAUGCAUUCCCGAAGUCCAUCACGGUCUUCUUCAAAGAAAUCGAGGCUAUCUUCGAUGUGUCGAGCAGCCAGGUGUCCUGGAUCUCCUCCAUAAUGUUGGCAGUCAUGUAUGGUGGAGGGCCCAUCAGCAGCAUCCUGGUUAAUAAAUAUGGGAGUCGGCCUGUUAUGAUGGCAGGGGGAUGCUUGUCUGGAAUCGGCCUUGUUGCCUCCUCUUUCUGCAACAGCGUUGAAGGACUGUACUUUUGCAUUGGUGUUCUGGGAGGCUUGGGAUUGGCCUUUAACCUGAACCCUGCCCUCACUAUGAUUGGAAAAUACUUCUACAAGAAGCGACCUAUUGCUAAUGGGCUUGCCAUGGCUGGGAGUCCUGUCUUUCUCUCCACCUUGGCUCCUUUUAACACUUGGCUGUUUGACCAGUUCGGGUGGAGAGGAAGUUUUUUGAUCCUGGGUGGCCUGCUCCUCAACUGCUGUGUUGCUGGUUCCCUUAUGCGACCAAUAGGACCAAAACCCAAACCUGUGGAGAAGUCCACUGAGAGAAGAACUGCUCUGCAGACCAUCAACAGCUUCAUUGACCUCACUUUGUUUAAGCACCGUGGAUUUCUGCUCUACCUUAUUGGCAAUGUUGUCAUGUUUUUUGGUCUUUUUACACCUUUGGUGUUCCUCUCAAAUUAUGCCAAGAGUAAAGACAUUCCCAAAGAGAAGGCAGCUUUUUUGCUCUCUAUUCUAGCUUUUGUUGACAUGUUUGCCCGGCCCUCAAUGGGCAUGGUGGCCAACACCAAGUGGGUCCGCCCCAGAAUCCAGUACUUCUUUGCUGCCUCUGUGCUGUACAAUGGUUUGUGUCAUGUUCUAGCUCCAAUUUCAGUUGACUACACAGGUUUUAUUAUUUAUGCUAUCUUCUUCGGAUUUGCUUUUGGCUGGCUGAGCUCAGUGCUUUUCGAAACCUUGAUGGAUCUAGUUGGAACCCAGCGCUUCUCAAGUGCUGUUGGAUUGGUCACUAUUGUUGAGUGUGGUCCCGUAUUAUUGGGGCCCCCAUUGCUUGGAAAAUUCAAAGACAUCUACAAUGACUACAGGUACACAUACCAGAGCUGUGGGGUCAUCCUCCUCGUCGCCAGUGUCUUCCUGUUUGCGGGAAUGGGACUCAACUAUCGACUGUUGGCCAAAGAGAAAAAAGAGGAGGAGAGACUGGGCAGGGUUGGAGUUAGAGAACAAACGUCCAACAAGGACAGUUCAGCCAAAGAUGUGUCAGAGGCUAGGAACACAGAGGACUCUGUCUAAUGCUCCGUACUGUGCCAGUUGUACAGUUUUCAGUGAAGUGUCUUCUUGAUAACUGGAUUGCUGUUUGAAAUUGUUAACAUUGUCAUCUUUUUAAUGAUGUGUUGCUUUUGAAGACUCAUUUAAAAUCCUGGAUUCUGUUGCAAUUCAGUGUAGUUUCACAUUUAUUAGAACUCUUUAAACCUUAAAAAGCAAUCCACAUAAAAUACCUCUUACAUUUGCACCGAGACAUUUAAAUUUCUAUGAGUAGGUUAGGUAAGAUCAACUAAAAAACUCCUUUAAAUUUCCAGAAGUAUAUUAUAUAUAAUGUUUUUAACCUUUUGAAUGUUUUACUUUUUUUUUUUUUUUUUUUCUUUUUUGUUCAGCUAACAAGUUGUCAUUUUGAAUUAUUGGUUCACCAAAACCUCUGCACAACUUUCUGUGCCAACAUAAUGGGAAAAUGGUCCACUGACUGCAACUUGAUCAAUUCUGUAUAUGGAAGUUAUGUUGGAUAGAAAUAAAUUACCAUUGAGGGAAAAAAAUUCAAAUGUUCACUGUGUUGGAUUCCCAUAAAACUCAUGCAUGGAAAGGAUACCUCUUUAAAGAUGGAAACCUUAUUCUUUUUUUUAUUACUUGAGCCAAAUCUUAUUUAGGUUUAGGGUGUUAAGUUAAAUAUUAACAACAAAUAAUAAUUGUAUAAAAGC
Messenger RNA from Menidia menidia (Atlantic silverside), 2377 nucleotides. Lineage: Eukaryota; Metazoa; Chordata; Actinopteri; Atheriniformes; Atherinopsidae. The record is from the annotation of a GenBank genome assembly.